AGUUACCCCGGAAGUAGUCGUAGAAAUUCCCUUCUCACCAAAAAGGCAACAUUUCUAUUUUUUCGAAGGGUUUUUUGGGGGUUCAGUUCAGCCCAGCAACCCGCUUCUUUUAUUUCUAGUUCUCUUUUCUCGACACACGGAGGACGCCAACUGAAGCAACUAUUUAACAGACAGCGGCGGCGCGGCGCCAAUUAUCGCCUCUGCGCGCGUGUGCUUUAACAAUGGCUUUCGUUUGCCCAGUUGAUGCAAAGUACUCCAAUGAAAUCUCUGCUCUCCUCGCACCUCCUUCACCUCUCCAAGUUCAGGAAUAUUUUGACCAGCUUAUAUGGACAAGGCAGUGUCAUGGUCUUCGAGUGAAGCAAGAUGGAGCUUUAGGAAAAGGUGUCGUUGCUGAUGCUGCCUUCAAAGAAGGGGACCUUGUGUUGAAGGACCAAAUUCUCGUGGGUUCUCAGCAUACAUCAAAUAAGAUGGACUGCCUAGUGUGCAGCUUUUGUUUUCGUUUUGUUGGAUCUAUAGAACUUCAAAUUGGAAGGAAAUUAUAUUUUCAAGAUCUUGGAGUUUCCAGUAACCAUCAAUGUGAUGAAAUGGAGCCUUCAUCACCCAUGUCAGAUGAUUGCUGUGAAACUGAAUCGGAUGAUGACCAGGAGAUUGCAUUUAAAAAUAAUGAACACAUGGGAGGAUGUUCUUCCAGCAGUUCUAAAGGUGCGGCUGCUUUACCCAAAGGGCUUGUGGAAUCAUUGAUGAACGGUGGCUUAUCAUUGCCUUGCUCCAAUGAGUUUGCCAUGCCUCCGGCCAUUCCAUGUUCUGGGGGAUGUGGUGAAACCUUCUACUGCAGUAAAUCGUGUGCAGAAGCUGAUUGGGAAGUAUUCCAUUCUUUACUUUGCACUGGGGGAAAAACAGAAUCAUCACGCAGGGAAGCUCUGCUAAAAUUUAUACAACAUGCUAAUGAAACGAAUGAUAUAUUCCUUCUUGCUGCAAAGGCAAUUUCUGCCACUAUUUUGAAGUAUAGGAAGUUAAAGUUGGCUCGUUGUGAAGAGCAAAUGAAAUUCGGCACAUACCCUAUUCACAAUGUUGUUGAUCUAUCCAUUCUUUUGAAGGCAUGGAAGCCAAUCUCGAUGGGACACAAAAGAAGGUGGUGGGAUUGCAUUGCAUUACCAGAAGAUGUCGAUCCUUCUAAUGAAGUUGCAUUCCGAAUGCAAAUAAGAGAGAUGGCUUUCACGUCAUUGCAGCUCCUCAAGGAAGCAAUUUUUGACGAGGGAUGUGGACCAUUAUUCUCCCUUGAAAUCUAUGGCCAUAUAAUUGGCAUGUUUGAGCUGAAUAAUCUUGAUUUGGUAGUAGCAUCACCAGUGGAGGAUUACUUCUUGUAUAUUGACGAACUUCCAUCUCCUUACAAGGAAAAGGCUGAGGAAAUUACCCGACCCCUUCUCGACGCUCUGGGUGAAAGCUAUUCAAUUUGUUGUCAGGGUACAGCAUUUUUCCCUUUACAGAGUUGUAUGAAUCAUUCCUGCUGUCCCAAUGCAACAGCGUUCAAAAGAGAGGAGGAUAGAGAUGGACAAGCAACCAUAAUUGCAGCGAGGCCCAUCAGCACAGGAGAGGAGGUCACAAUUUCAUAUAUAGACGAAGACCUACCAUUUGAACAGAGACAAGCAUUGCUUGCAGACUAUGGAUUCGAAUGCAGGUGCCCCAAAUGCUUACAUGAGCAUCCAUAGCAUGGGGUUAAAGGGAGCCUUUCUGUUUUAAACAACGCAAUUAUAUAUUAAUGUUUCAAGAAUUCAGCAUUAGUUAUUUAUCCAAUCGCUGUAACCAUUUGAUCGAAUGGACACGUAGAAAAAAA
Messenger RNA from Momordica charantia (bitter melon), 1834 nucleotides. RefSeq names its product histone-lysine N-methyltransferase ATXR2 (gene ATXR2). The record is from RefSeq and is a predicted model, not a curated record. Gene Ontology annotation, molecular function: protein binding; methyltransferase activity. NCBI's taxonomy places the organism in Eukaryota, Viridiplantae, Streptophyta, Magnoliopsida, Cucurbitales, Cucurbitaceae.